GAAAGGGCAGCUGGUUCCUUUAUGGAUUAGGUCCUGCGAGGCGGUCUCAGAAGUGAGGCCGUGCCUCUCCAUCUUCGCUGAAUCUUUCAGGUCCACGGACUGAGGAAACGUCUCCACCGUCAUGGGAGGCGGAGACCUGAACCUGAAGAAGAGCUGGCACCCACAGACCCUUCGAAAUGUGGAGAAAGUGUGGAAGGCAGAGCAAAAACAUGAGGCCGAGCGGAAGAAGAUUGAGGAGCUGCAGCGGGAGCUCAGGGAGGAGAGAGCUCGGGAAGAGAUGCAGCGCUACGCUGAGGAUGUUGGGGCUGUCAAGAAGAAAGAAGAAAAGUUGGAUUGGAUGUACCAGGGUCCUGGUGGGAUGGUGAACCGUGAUGAGUACCUGCUGGGUCGCCCCAUUGACAAGUACGUUUUUGAGAAGAUGGAGGAGAAGGAAGCAGGCUGUUCUUCUGAGACAGGACUCCUCCCAGGCUCUAUCUUUGCCCCUUCGGGUGCCAAUUCCCUUCUUGACAUGGCCAGCAAAAUCCGGGAAGAUCCUCUCUUCAUCAUCAGGAAGAAAGAGGAGGAGAAAAAAAGAGAGGUACUGAACAAUCCUGUGAAAAUGAAGAAAAUCAAAGAGUUGUUGCAAAUGAGUCUGGAAAAAAAGGAGAAGAAGAAAAAGAAGGAGAAGAAAAAGAAGCACAAGAAACACAAACACAGAAGCUCCAGUAGUGAUCGCUCCAGCAGCGAGGAUGAGCACAGCCAGGGCAGAUUGCAAAAGAAGAUGGCAAAUUCCUUUCCUGUUUUGUCCAAAGUCCCCGGAUAUGGCUUACAGGUGAGGGACUCUGACCGUGACCAGGGGCUGCAGGGCUCUGUGAUGGCCGAGCAAAGGGGGAUGAAGAACCAUUCCCGCUCAAGAAGCUCCUCCCACUCCCCCCCCAGACAUGUCAGCAGGAAGAGCUCCAAGGAAGAGAGAUCCCGGGACAGGAGGUCUCGAUCCCUGGGCAGAAGGUCACGGUCCCCAAGGCCCAGCAAACCACAUACCUCUAAGGUAAACAGGAAAGAGAGAGAUAGCCCAUCACCUAAAAAGGAGGUCUACCAGAGGCGGCAUGCUUCCGGAUACACCAGAAAACUCUCAGCAGAGGAACUAGAGCGGAAACGGCAGGAGAUGAUGGAAAAUGCAAAGUGGAGGGAGGAGGAGAGGCUCAACACCCUCAAGAAACACGCCAAGGAAGAUGAGCGGGAACGCAGACUGGAGAAGCUGGACUCUCGCUCUGGCAAGUUCAUCCAGCGCAUGAAGCUGGAAAGUGCAUCUACUUCCUCCCUGGAGGACCGGGUGAAGCGCAACAUCCAUUCUCUGCAGCGAACGUCAAUAGCUCUGGAGAAGAACUUCAUGAGGAGAUGAAAACUAGUUUCUCUCACUGGUUUUCCUGAGUUCUCCAGGGAGGCUGCUGACUCCUAAAAUUCUCUUUAUAAGAGUUCAAAUAGCUUCUUCUACAGAUGAAAACCACCACUGUUCAAAGUGUCCCUUGUCCAUUGACUCCUGAAAUAUGGUACAUUCUUUAAAAACCAAUGUGACUUGAUUUGGGGACCCUCGGGAACAUUGGCUGGCUGCACUGUGGGUUUUGACUGUGUUUUAAUGGAUGGGCACUGGGCUGCUCUGGAAAGCUUGGCUGCUUGUCACACCUCUUCCCUCCCACCUGAACCAAUGGAUCAGACCUUCCAGAGACCUCUCUCCACAGCCACCCAAGUGGAUAGACUCUGUGUACUGGGAUAAAUGAGCAUUGACCUUAGUUAGUAGAUUUUAUGACAGAAUAGCCAAGUGUCAGGGAGAGCCAAGAGAGUGUCAAACUGGAAGAUAAAACAGUACCCCAAAAAGUCCUAUAUUUGCUCUUUGAGAUGUAAUACUAUAAUGUGUAUAUGUACAAAUGUAUAAUUUUAUACAUGCUUUUUAAAAAGGUAGCUUUGUGAGAACGUUUUGUUUGAUGAUUUUACUAUAUGGAAGCCACCUUGAACCCUGUUAGGAAGUAACAUGGUAAGGUGCGUGGUUUGCUUUUCUCUCUGCUUCUGGUUUGGGAGGAGCUUUGGGGUUAGUGUCAGAAUCUAGCUGGGGUAGCUAAUCUUUGACAUUUGGACGUAACUUUGUCCUCUACAAAUGUGUUAGGUUGCAUUCAUAGCUAGAUGCUGGCUUCGGGAAGGACGCACCUGCCAAGUGUGUGUUCCCUUUUGUUCCUUAGGGUUUUAUAUUGGGCAGCCCAGUGGUGCAGGGAACAGGACCAUAUUGCCAGUGUGCUUGGGCCUAAAAGUAACUGGGAAGCUAUCUAUUUACUUACUUGUUGUUGUUGUUGUUGUUGUUGUUGGUUUUGUUUGUUUUGGGGCAGGGUCUCUUGCUCUGGCUAGCUUUGAACCUCCCACAUAGCUGAGGAUGACCUUGAACUUGAGACCCUCCUGCCCUCACCUCCUAAGUGCUGGUGAUUACAGCACCACACACUGCUGGUGGCGGUUGCUUCAGUGUCUGUCUUUUGAGAUGGGGCCCUUCAGGCUGAAGUGGACUGGUGGUGACUGUCCUGCUUUUGCCUGCUGAGUGCUGGGCUUCCGGGCAUGAACCACAUGCCCACCUUCCUAGCUCCUCUUUUAUCCUGUAAUAAUCUAACUAAAAAUCUAAGACAAGACUCAAGGGGCCACUCCUGGUGUUUUUACUGCCAUUCCUUUUUCUAUUAUUUCACCAGAAGCUCUCCUUUGGCCAGGAAACUUCUAGGUUCCCUCAUUUUAAAAAAUAAACAAAUCAAAACCAGAUUUAUCCUAGUCCAGGCUGACCUUGAACUAUAGACCCUCCUGUGUUCGCCUCUGGAGCUGCGAUUACAGACCUUGAGGCCCUCUUAGCCCACACAUUGUUCAAGCCACUUCUUUCUUCUACCAAUUCGUAGUUCAGCCUAAAACGUAUUUGGAUUUUUAUUUUCAAGCACUAAAAUGCCAGGCACUGUAAUUCUUAAAACCGUUUCCCUCCCAGAGAAUGUAACACUGUUCAUUUAAUCACUUCAUCCUGCUGCCCUGUGCUAUGGGUAAUUAUGGCUUUUAUUUUAUUACUUGGUAAUAAAGGCUACAUUUAUUUUUGUAACUCUGUAAAGAGCGAA
Molecule: messenger RNA, 3110 nt
Organism: Arvicola amphibius (Eurasian water vole)
Lineage: Eukaryota; Metazoa; Chordata; Mammalia; Rodentia; Cricetidae
Gene: Cwc25
Product: CWC25 spliceosome associated protein homolog
Exons: 10
Coding region: 122-1381 (419 amino acids)
Biological process (GO): mRNA splicing, via spliceosome
Cellular component (GO): U2-type spliceosomal complex
Source: RefSeq, a predicted model, not a curated record